AUGGCCUCUAAUCCCUUAGCGCAGGCCUUGCGACAGCUUAAUGCGGCUCCCGAGUUCAACCCUAGGUACGACAGGCCUAAUGAUUACGCGCCAUUGGAGCUGGGGGGCCUGUACUCUAGCCGUGAUAAAUGCAAGGAGGCCGUUUAUGCGUACGCUCUAGAGCAUCGGUUUGUCAUCGAUCCGGAAGUUCAAGUGCGGUUGGACACAUUAGAUCGGUGUUUCCACCGAUUCUACGUGCGUCCCUCUGCAGCACGGCACGCGUUAAAUUAUUGCCGCCCGGUUGUUGCGCUCGACGGUACACAUCUCAUUAGUGCGCAGAAGGCUGUGCUGCUCAUCGCCGUCACCAUUGACGGGAACCAGGAGAUUUUGUUACUUGCAUGGGCCUUGGUGGAGUCGGAGAACAAGGACGCGUGGACCUGGUUUCUGAAGCUGUUCCUUGAGGGGUUCCCGGAGUGGGCGCGUAGGGACGAUGCCUCCAUCAUCAGCGAUCGCGAUAAGGGGUUGGUGCCGGCAGCAAGGGAGGUGAUGCCAAGCCACAUCCCCCAUUAUUUCUGUGCCUGGCAUCUGGAGCAGAACCUUAAGCGGUUCGGCAAAGCGGCAACAGCGUUCUUCUGGCGGUUGGUGAAGUGUCGGUCUGAAACGAAAUGGGUUGCGCUUGUCGGGGCCGUACGACGAGAUUUUCCUGACAUGGCCGCAUAUCUGUUCGGGCCUGUCCGGCAGCAGCCACAGCCACAACCCCAGCCGGCUCCUCAGGUCCCCCCUCCUGGAGCCCGGGCAACAUUUGAUGGGGCCAGGGAUUUCGUGUUCGCGGAUGCUCGCGAAGGGAGGAGGGCACAGCGAGGGCAGGAGCGUGGUGUCAACGCGGGAAAUGGUGGCGUCGACACCGCGUCCCAACCCGAAGGGAGUGGGUUCCCGGAGGGCAACACGUCCGCGUACAACAGGCGUGGCGGCGGUCUGGCUGGCAGGGGGGGGAUGAACGCACCUGGAAGACGGGCCAGAGCGCACGAGGGUAUUGGAGUCCCUUCAGGGAUACCAGACGAAGGGGAUGGCGGAGCGGCUGCUUUUGGCAUCGGCCGUGGAGGGCGAGGACGAGCUUCAUCUGGACGUGGUCGCAGAGGGAGAGGCGGUGGCGUUGCAGGGGCGGGCCUUGGCAGGGGAGGUAGAGGAGUGCCCCCCGCGGCCGAUUGCGGAGGGCAGGGGGGUGGCGGAUCAGACUUCACGGGGGUUGGUGGUGGAGUACGGGAAGUGCCGCUCGGUGGGGCCGGCGGGAAGCAGGGGGAUGCCGGCGCGGGAUGGUCCGGCAUUGCAGGUGGAGGGAGGGGAGUCCCGCUUGGUGGGGCUCCUGGAGGGCAGGGGGGUGCAGGAGCAGGAUGGUCCGGCAUUGGAGGUGGAGGGAGGGGAGUCCCGCUUGGUGGGACUCCUGGAGGGCAGGGGGGUGCAGGAGCAGGAUGGUCCGGCAUUGGAGGUGGAGGGAGGGGAGUCCCGCUUGGUGGGGCUCCUGGAGGGCAGGGGGGUGCCGGAGCAGGAUGGUCCGGCAUUGGAGGUGGAGGGAGGGGAGUCCCGCUUGGUGGGCCUCCUGGAGGGCAGGGGGGUGCCGGAGCAGGAUGGUCCGGCAUUGGAGGUGGAGGGAGGGGAGUCCCGCUUGGUGGGCCUCCUGGAGGGCAGAUGGGGGCCAGAGCAGGAUGGUCAGGCAUUGGAGGUGUAGGGAGAGGAGUCCCGCUUGGUGAUGCUUCUGGAGGGCGAGAACGCGCCGGAGCAAGAUGGUCUGGCAUCGGGAGUGCGGAUGGGGGGGAGCCGUUGUUCGGCCCUGGAGCACGACAUAGUGUAUAUGCUGCGAGCGGUGAAUUGGUAGGGUCUUGGCCCAGUCCUCACACUGCAGGACCCAGGCGACACCAAAGCGGGCCACGCGGUGAUGUUACGUUUGGGGUUGGCCUGGGCGCGAAUUUCAUGGGUGGGGUGGGGUCCGUUGGAAGGGGGGGCUCACCAGUGCCCUCUGGGGGCGACGUGCAGCGAGCUCCAGCAUCUGUGCGUGAUAAUGGUUUGGCAUCAUGCUCCACGGGUGAUGGGAUAGGCGCUCUCACCACUGUGGGGAACCCGGGUGCACGAGCAUUUGACGUCAACACGGUCCUGCGACGUGCCCGGGAGUGGUACCGGGCAGAGGACAUUGACACGGGGAGGACCACGGGCACUCAGGGAUCAGAGAUGGGUGGGUUUACUGAGCACUUCCACCCAGCAUCGGCUCUGGCUUUGCCAUGGCCAGACUGCGGGCAGCGGGAGAACAUUCCUGCGCAAGGGCCGGACGAGCCAGCAAGUGAGGAUGAUCCGGUGCCAGUGGAUGCUAGGGAGGAUGGGGAUGAGGCGGCCGAUGAUGAGGGAGAACCCGGAAUACAUGUCCGAACCGGGUUCUAUCGUAAUAGGCGCGGAUCAUCUUAUCGCAUUGGGGGAAUCAUGCUGCUGCACUGGGCCCGUCUUUUUGCGGUGACACUGCGUUUUGGCAUCUACACAAGCAACGCCGCCGAGUCCAUCAACAGCGCUGUCCGCGGCAUCCGAAUGCUGCCACCAACAUGGCUGCUGGCAUCACUUUGGGAUUGGUCUCGCGACAAGUGGUACGAGAGGAAGGAGAAGGCGCGCUGCAGGGAUGAGUAUCUCACGGCUGCCGCAUCGAAACGACUGGACCAAAAGAAGCAGAGGUGCCAGGGGUAUUGGUUCAUCGGUGGGGACAACUCUGUUGGAACCAUCCAGACCAGGGGGGGGGAAAACGAGUUCCAGUGGCGUAGCUUCAACGUGAACCUCGAUGCCCGGACGUGCGAGUGCGGGAACUGGGAGGAGUACCAGUUCCCUUGUGCCCACGCCGUGGCAAUGUGCAUAUUGAAGCAGCGGAGUGUGGAGAUCCUUGUGUCUGAGUACUACACCACUCGCAAUCUUCGCCAGACAUACAACCGGGAUGUGAUGGGUACCUGUGUGGACCGGCUGAUUAUGGAGGCUCCACUGGCAGAAGUGGGCGAGUGCGAUGCACCAGCGCUGAUUGAGACGAGGGUUGGGAGGCCAGAGAAUCACACCCGGUUCGAGGCACCGCCGCACGCUUAUCGGUGUGGGCGAUGCCGACAGUAUGGGCACAACCGCAAAAGGUGCAAGUACAAGUACGGUGGGUACGGUCAGGCGCAGGCUGCGGUGGGGGAGGAGGUGGAGGAGGAGGAGGAGGAGGAGGAGGAGGAGGAGGGGGAGGAUGGAACUGCUACAGGAGAGCAUGGAGGGGGGGCACCAAGCUGCCCAUGA
Molecule: messenger RNA, 3276 nt
Organism: Closterium sp. NIES-65
Lineage: Eukaryota; Viridiplantae; Streptophyta; Zygnematophyceae; Desmidiales; Closteriaceae
Source: the annotation of a GenBank genome assembly